This is a messenger RNA of Thyridium curvatum, 1179 nucleotides long. RefSeq lists its product as uncharacterized. NCBI's taxonomy places the organism in Eukaryota, Fungi, Ascomycota, Sordariomycetes, Thyridiales, Thyridiaceae. The transcript has a single exon. The record is from RefSeq and is a predicted model, not a curated record. Bases 1 to 1179 code for a protein of 392 amino acids.
AUGGCGGACCUCUCCCCCGCCGACUCGAAUGAAUCGAAGCCCGUCGCUCGCAAAGUCGAGGAAGGGUUUGAGCAGUCGGACCCUCCUCCCGGCGCCUGGGCUGCGGCCGGCGAAGUCGCCUCUUCGGUGGUCGCCGCCGCAAAGCAAGGCAAUCCCGACGACCACGUGGCAUCGCCGAGCACCUCUGCGAGCGAGAAGAAGCCAGCGACCGCGGCCUCGGACCAGACGACGCUGGGUGCCUCCCGCGAGGACGAAGAGCUGACUCGCGACUUCGCCAACGGCUACCACUUCCCCCCCAAGUACUCCACCGGCACGUCGUGGAAGCAUGGCGCCAUCGCCUUCUGGAAGUUCUCGACCAAGCCCCUGGGCUUCCUGAUCGUCCUGUACUCGCUCAACGUCGUCGCGUGGGGCGGCAUGCUGUUCCUCCUGCUCUGCAACGCCGCGCCGGCCAUGUGCUACCCGGACUGCAACGACAUCAACUCCCCGCGGCGGAAAUGGGUCGAGUGGGACUCGCAGAUCCUCAACGCCCUCUUCUGCGUGACCGGCUUCGGCCUCGCGCCCUGGAGGUUCCGCGACAUGUACUGGCUGAUGCGCUACCGCAUCCUCAAGGAGCACGUCGCGCUGCGCCGCCUGGCCGGGAUUCACAAGAGCUGGUUCCGCCUCGCGGGCUCGCAAGACAUACCCGUCGACGUCGGGCCGGACAACAUCCCCGCCGAUCUCUCUCGCGACGUCAUCCCCUACCCGGAGAACAAGCUGUCCAACGCGCCGCUGACCGGCGUGCGCGCCCCCCCGACCAAGAUGUGGAAGCUCGACUUCGUCCUCUGGAUGAACAUCGGCAACACCUUUCUGCAGUGCUGCCUCUCCGGCGUGAUGUGGGGCCUGAACCGAUACGACCGUCCCAGCUGGACCACGGGCUUCCUGGUCGCCUUCGCCUGCAUCGUGGGCGCCAUCGGCGGGUUCGGCAGCAUGCUCGAGGGCAAGACGGUCAAGAGCAUCGAGGGGGUGCCCCUGACGGACGAGGACCGCGAGAAGCUGGCCAGCGACAAGGCGCAGGGCAUCUACCACUAUAAUAACAUCCAGGCCAAGAAGCCCAAGAAGAAGAAGGCCGAGGACCCGGAGCAGGGCCAGGCCCAGGGCAAGAGGCGGUUUGGCUUGGGCCACAAAAAGGGCGGCUCAUAG